AUGGGCUCGAUUGCUUUGCUUGUGCUUUUGUGUUCGUGGGCGUUGGCAGCAACUACGGUAGAUGAUGGAAUGGAGUUGCUACUCGUACAAGUGAUAUGGCGUCAUGGAGACCGAUCACCCACGAAAACAUUUCCGACAGAUCCGUUCCAGGAUGGCAAUUGGACAUUCGGCGGUGGAGGUUUUGGGCAACUCUCCCCUAUCUAUGUUCGCUCGACGGACAAAAAUCGAACCAUAAUAUCGGCUAUGUCGAACCUUCUCGGCAUGUAUAGUCAGAAUAACAGCAAUGCUAUCGCUGAUUCGGAUUAUCCUGCUGUUGAUGGAUGGCCUACAGGUUUUGUUCCUGUAGCCAUUCAUACAGUUGACGCCACCACUGACUAUGUUGGAAUUGUAGACGUUGCCUGCGACCGCCAAACCCAUUUAUGGGAAAUGGCCAAAAGCUCUCCUGAACUUCAGGAAUUCCAAAACCGGCCAGAUAUCUAUGUUCGCUCGACGGACAAAAAUCGAACCAUAAUAUCGGCUAUGUCGAACCUUCUCGGCAUGUAUAGUCAGAAUAACAGCAAUGCUAUCGCUGAUUCGGAUUAUCCUGCUGUUGAUGGAUGGCCUACAGGUUUUGUUCCUGUAGCCAUUCAUACAGUUGACGCCACCACUGACUAUGUUGGAAUUGUAGACGUUGCCUGCGACCGCCAAACCCAUUUAUGGGAAAUGGCCAAAAGCUCUCCUGAACUUCAGGAAUUCCAAAACCGGCCAGAUGUUGUUGAUUUGCUGACAAAUUUGACCGAAUUUUGCGGUGAACCAGUUACUAUCGAUAAUGUGGGAAUCAUACAGGAUGCUUUGUUCAUAGAACUGCUUUUAGAUGGAACCCUUGUGAUGAAUAAUCUUGAUAUCGGAAACGAGAUACAGAAAAUACGCGGUGGAUCGAUGAUCAACGACAUUAACAUGCACAUGAAUAUAAAACUACAAUGCUUGAAUGAAUCUGGGUCUGACUGCAAGUGGAUCAAUGGUUUGAAGUACUAUGCCUAUUCAGCGCAUGACAGCACAAUUUAUGCCUUCUUUUCCAUACUGGGUAUAGAGACCAAAGUUAUUACGACGCAUGGAUAUCCGGAUUACUCAGCGGCGGUAUUUAUUGAACUAUGGAGAAAUCGCACUGAUGGACAACCUUACUUCAAGCUCACUUACUACCAAAAUGAAAGAAAUGCUACAUUCUACCCAAUCACCGACUUUAUUGAUCUUUGUGAAGGACAAUCUUUCUGUGGUUUGGACAAGUUCCAAGCAUUUGCGGACAAAACAAGACCAGACCAACCGAUGAGCGUGUGGUGCAACGUUGAUCCUCGUCCUACUGGCUCACGAUCGGCACGGUCCAUAUCUUCAUCGCGUUCGACAGGGAUCCUUUUCCUGAUAGGUAUUCAAACUCAGACCACUCUCAUGACGACAAUCUUCGCAUGGAUGAACAGCUGA
This is a messenger RNA of Ostertagia ostertagi, 1455 nucleotides long. The record is from the annotation of a GenBank genome assembly. NCBI's taxonomy places the organism in Eukaryota, Metazoa, Nematoda, Chromadorea, Rhabditida, Trichostrongylidae.